Carcharodon carcharias (great white shark) is the source of this 1992-nucleotide messenger RNA. Its product is annotated as leucine-rich repeat and immunoglobulin-like domain-containing nogo receptor-interacting protein 1. Bases 1 to 1992 code for a protein of 663 amino acids. Gene Ontology annotation, molecular function: protein binding. The transcript has 2 exons. The record is from RefSeq and is a predicted model, not a curated record. NCBI's taxonomy places the organism in Eukaryota, Metazoa, Chordata, Chondrichthyes, Lamniformes, Lamnidae.
AUGAACCUGAAGUUGGGACUUGAGCACCAAGGGGCUUACAGCUGGCAAAUCGUUCACCCUUUGCAGGUCUUGGCAGGGUUCCUGCAGACGCUGGACCGAAGGGAAGCCACUUGGUUGUGGCUGCGACAGUUCUCCCACCAGGACAGAGAGCUGAGGAAGGGGGCAGCCUUGCAACAUCACCAGAUGGGAGAAAUAUCACUCGGUGGAAGUGCCCAGCUGUGCGUCAAAGGUCUGACCUGCGUGUGGCCAAGUCUUGCACUGAUCCUCCUGGUACUUCUGGGCGCUUGUGCACAGCAAUGUCCCUCAUCCUGUGACUGUUGGAUGUUAAAUGGAACUGUUGUCUGUCAUGGGAGGGAGCUCACCGCUGCACCUGAAGGAGUUCCCUUGGAGACCAAGGGGCUGGACAUCAGCAGGAACCUCAUCACCUCCGUCAGGCUGGGCCAAUUCAGUGAACUCUCGGAGCUGGAGAACCUGGACCUCAGUAGCAACCUCAUCUCCAACAUCGAUCCGGGGGCUCUGGGUGGCUUGCCUCGCUUGCGCACACUGCGGCUGAGAAACAACCGCCUGAAGACCAUCUGGCCGGGUGUGUUUGGAGCGAUGGCCAACCUCACCACGCUGGACAUCCGCGGGAAUCCUUUGGUCAUCCUGCUGGACGAGACCUUCGGAGCGCUGCCCAACCUCCGCCAACUAGAGCUGGGGGGGGAGCUGGUUUAUGUGGCGCCCCGGGCCUUUGUUGGUUUGAGCAGCCUGCAGCGCCUCACCCUGGGGGUGACCAAUUCCAGCAGCGUCCCCACUGCCGCACUGUCUCACCUCAGCAAUCUGAGAGCGCUGAGGUUCCAUGGGUUAAACGUUGCCACGCUCCAGGACAAUUCCUUCCAGCACUUACGCAACCUCCGGGUUCUGGAGAUCGAGCAAUGGCCGAGGCUCGGCACUCUGAAUCCAGACUCCUUCCACGGCCUCAACCUAACUUCGCUGUCCAUCACCAGGUGCAACCUCACCUCGGUCCCCUACCACUCCGUCAAGCACAUGGUGUAUCUCCAAGUUUUAGAUCUGUCCUACAACCCCAUCGCGGUGAUCCAAGGGAACUUACUGGGGGAGUUAGUCCGCCUCCGGGAGCUGCUUCUGGUCGGUGGGAAGCUCUCUGUGAUUGAACCUUCUGCCUUUCGGGGCCUGAGCCACCUCCAGACACUCAACGUCUCUGGCAACCGGCUGGAGACCCUGCAGGAGUCGGCCUUCCACUCCGCUGGGAGCCUGGCUACCCUCCGACUGGAUGCCAACCCGCUGGCCUGCGACUGCAGGCUCCUGUGGAUCAUUGCAAGGAGGGCACGGCUGAACUUCGAGGGCCGCGAGCCUGUUUGCGCCAAGCCUGAGCCUGCCCAGGGCAAGGCGUUCAAAGACUUUGGGGCCAUCGUUCUGCCCGGCUACUUCACCUGCAGCAGAGCCAGGAUCCUGAGCAAGAUGGUACAGCUGGCCACGGUGGGCGAAGGGGAGACAGCCAGCUUCCAGUGCCAGGCUGAGGGGGACCCAACCCCCGCCAUCCAGUGGUCCACUCCUCAGCAACGGGUCCUGAGCAGCGGGCAACGCGGCAGGCUCAGGGUACGUGGCGAUGGCUGCCUGGAGAUCUGGUAUGCACAGACGCAGGAUAGUGGCACUUACCAGUGCACUGCCAGUAACGCAGCGGGCAGCGACACCACCAGCGCCGUCCUCCAGGUCCGAAGCUUCAUGCCAAACGUGACCCUUGACCUUUCCACUCGGCAGCCGGAGGUCGACGCCAGUCACAGCUCCGUCCUGGACGAAAAGACCCUGUCGAUUGUCAUCAUCAUCGGUUCGGUGUCCUUCCUAAGUGUCGUUGCCCUUUGCUUCACGCUGCUCCUCUUUUGGAGCAAGGUGAAGGGGCCCAUUAAACGCACCAGCGAGGUCGAGGUGCCGUUUCAAUCCAGUGGCACAGAUGCGCAGUCAGAAGCCAUCAAGUACACCACAAAAAUGCUCUGA